AUUGAAAGCCAAAAACAGAGUCAUUGUUUGAUGCUUAUUUAUAUACGAGUCCACAAAUGGAAUUCACUCAAGUCUGUAAGCAUAAAUUGUGUUCACUUAUCUUAUUAUGUAAUUAUGUCAAUGAAAAUGGAUCCAAGUAAAUAUGUUCUACAAAUACUGUUGCAUUAAAUUACAUGUUGACUCUUGAAUUGGUAACAUAUAAUUUUGUACGAUUUCACGAAAUACGUGUUUACUGCGCAAAUAUAAUUACAGCGGGAACAGAUUUUCCGUAGUUUUGAAGUCGUUGAGGAUUACUGUUGUAGAACUGAAUCUAAUGGAGUUAAGAUUGCUUUUAGUAUUCGUAAUGUACGUGGAAAUGUCCAACUGCGGGAUGAUUUUAUCAAUGAUUGAUAAUUUAAUUGAACAUACUAAUAAUACGCAGAUUUUAUCAGGAUUUUUAUGUAACAAAAAAGAUGGCUUACUUUUUUUACAACACUUUUCUUCGAAAAAGUUUCAAGUCAACAUUUUUCCGCUACAUACUUUGGGAAUUCCGUACCCAAUUCCUCCAAGUUUCUCAACUUUUGUGCUGGAUGCAUACUGUUCCAGUGCCAAGCAUGUGAUAUAUCUGGCAAAUAAAACAAAUUUAUUCUCCAAUCCUUUUAAGUGGAUUAUCUACCACAAUGUAGCCAUCGAAACUGACAAGUUAAGGGAGGAUUAUUUUAGUAACAUAAACGUUUUAGUUGAUAGUGAUGUUACUAUCUGUAUACGAAAGACGGAUGACUUGUUCAACAUAAUCAAAAUUUAUAAACGACACAUCGAUGGUCCUUUACUACUAGAAAAUAUAGGUACAUGGUCAUUUGAUCAAGGUCUCAUUGACAAUGGAUAUGAAAAAAUUACAUACAAACGGAGAAGAAAUCUCAUGAAAACCAUUUUGAAAUCUUCUAUUGUGCUUACAAACAAUGAUUCGAUAAAUCACCUAACAGACAAAAGAGAUAUUCAUAUCGACAGCAUUGCGAAAGUAAAUUAUGUUCUGGUAGAACAUCUGGCAGAUACUCUAAAUGCUACUUUAAAAUAUUCCUUGCAAAAUACUUGGGGUUAUAAGGAUAAAAACUCAAUGUGGAGUGGGAUGAUAGGGGAGUUGACACGGAAAGAAGCAGAUAUAGGAGGUACAGCACUUUUCGUCACUUCCGAUAGAGUCGAUAUUAUAGAUUAUAUUGCAAUGACAACGAAAACAAGGUCGAAGUUUAUUUUUCGGCAACCGAAACUGUCAUAUGUUAGUAAUGUUUUUACCCUACCAUUUGAUGACUACGUUUGGGCCAGCAUCUGUGCUUUGUUUGUUAUUAUAGCGUUUAUUUUAUGCAUUGUCAUCAACUGGGAAUGGAAAAAGAAGAAAUACGUAGAACUUUUGAAUGAGACCAAUGAGAUUGAAAUUCGCAAUUCUUGGAGCGAAGUUGCUUUCGAAACAUUUGCAGCAAUGUGUCAACAAGGCACCACAACUGUCCCUUAUAGUAUACCGGGCAGGAUAACUUUAAUUUUUCUUCUUGUUUCUUUCAUGUUUUUGUAUACUUCUUACUCUGCAAAUAUAGUUGCUCUAUUGCAAUCAUCAUCAAAGAAUAUUCAAACUUUGCAAGAUAUUCUUAAGUCUCGUUUAGAUGUAGGCGUUGAUGACACAGUCUUCAACCGUUUCUACUUUCCGAAUGCUACUGAACCGGUACGUAGAGCACUAUACUUACAAAAGGUAGCUCCACCUGGACAAAAACCUAAAUUCUAUCCCAUUGAAGAGGGAAUAAAACGGAUGAGAAACGGUUUAUUUGCAUUUCAUGUUGAAACAGGCCCCGGUUACAAAUUUGUGACCGAAACAUUUCAGGAGGACGAAAAAUGUGGUUUACAAGAAAUCCAGUUCUUACAAGUACCUGAUCCAUGGUUGGCUAUACAGAAGAAUUCGUCGUAUAAAAAGAUGUUAAAAGUGGGACUUCGUUUGUUGCAAGAGAAUGGUAUACAAGAACGGGAAGUCGGCUUAAUUUAUACUAAAAAACCUCAAUGUUUGUCAAGUAGCAGCAGUUUUAUCAGCGUCGGAUUGGUGGAUUGUUAUCCCGCUGCUGUUGUUUUGGCCGGUGGUUUAGGGGCAGCGGUAUUCGUUUUGUUUCUAGAACUGUAUGUAAAUAAUAGAGUCAACCAUUACUCCAGAAGAAGGAAGAAGUGUGUCAAGCUUGUUCCGGGAGAAGUUAAGAUAAAAACAUAUACAAAAAUUUAGAUUAUGUGUACAGAGGCACUUAUCCGUGCCAUUAAAAGUUAAUCACACACGAUCAAAUUUACAGGAAACAAUUGCAAAUUAGAUUUUAAUUCAAAUUAAAUAUUUAAUUCACAUGUUAUAAACAAACACAUUUUUAGACACUAAUAAUUUAUUAAUUACAAAUACUUGCGAUUCUUAAAUGCAGUAUUUUAUACCAUAGAGUUAAAAAAAAAUUACCAUGGGAAUUCCUACGAACAUUUUUAAAAAAGAUGCACUGUAUAUCUGCAUACAAAAACAAAUAUGUAACAAGUUAUUCUAUCACUGUA
This is a messenger RNA of Zophobas morio, 2538 nucleotides long. Its product is annotated as probable glutamate receptor. Gene Ontology annotation, cellular component: membrane. Gene Ontology annotation, molecular function: ligand-gated monoatomic ion channel activity. Lineage: Eukaryota; Metazoa; Arthropoda; Insecta; Coleoptera; Tenebrionidae. The transcript is spliced from 9 exons. Bases 314 to 2233 code for a protein of 639 amino acids. The record is from RefSeq and is a predicted model, not a curated record.